AAAUGGACCACGGCGAUGACCAAGAUUUUCCCAUGUUCGCUCGUCCAGUGUUUUUGGCCAAUCGACCAACUCUUGAAUCUCUUAGCAGUAACGACGGAUCUGUUGCGGAAGAAAAUCCAUUGCGUUCUAUGUCAACUGGCAUACUAAAGUUUCCUGACGACGCCCAUCUUUAUCCGUUCAAUCACACAAAUUUACGUCAUCUGAGCCAAGUUGGAGCUGGAUAUUACGGAACUGUGCAUAAAAUGCAACACAACGAAAGUGGAAGACUUAUCGCCGUUAAGAAAAUACGAUACAACAACAUUUGCGACCAGACUCGUCUGCUCAAAGAACACGACACCCACAUGAAGUCCGAGAAUGUUCCAAACAUUGUAAAGUUUUUUGGAGCAUGCUUCAGUGAGGGUGAUUGCUGGAUUUGUAUGGAACUGAUGGACAUUUCGAUAGACUUUCUUUACAAACGGGUAUACUCGGUGAAAAAAAGUCGGCUGAAUGAAAACAUCAUUGGGCAUAUUACAGUUUGUAUUGUAGACGCUUUGGAUUACCUCAAAAGAAAACUCAACAGAAUUCAUCGCGAUGUGAAACCAUCAAACAUUCUGAUCAAUGCAGCUGGUGAUGUAAAACUUUGCGAUUUUGGAAUAUGCGGAGAUCUUGUUGGAUCCUAUGCAAUAACUGUUGAAGCUGGCUGUGUUCAAUAUCUCGCGCCGGAACGAAUCGAAAAUAUGGACAAGUAUGAUAUAAGAUCUGACGUUUGGUCGUUAGGAAUUACCUUGUACGAAAUCGCAACUGGAGUGUAUCCUUACAGAGGUUGGAGUAAUCAAAUGGAACAUAUUGAAAUUGUUGUAAACGGAGAUUCUCCAAUACUUCUACAAAAUAUGCACAACCUGCACUAUACGGAUCCACUUUGCCGAUUCAUAAACACCUGUUUGAGAAAAAAUAAGGAUGAUAGACCCAAAUAUGUUAACUUGAAAACAUUCUCCUUCUACAAAAUGUACGCAGUCGGAGGUCCUGAUAUUGAAGAAGCGAAGAGGAUUCUUGGGCUUGAAGCCAUUGAUGCACGGGACCACCCAGUCGAGCAGAGAGCUUGAUACAUAUGUGAUGAUACUCCAAAUGCCUCAUAAUUUUAAGACAGUUUCAUUCAAUUAUUAUUGUUUCAUCUUUAAUGCUCUCUAGAAUCUCUCCACUUUCAAUAAUUUGCCAUUUUCUUUAACAGUAGAUUUAUCCAGUGUAUUUUUUUGGGUUUUACUUUCUCACUUAAAUAUUUUAAUUUUUUUCUGUUUUAUUGUGCCAAAUUUCAAUGGAUCUCCGUCAAUCUUGCUGAUUCAAUCUUUUUCAUAUUGCACUUCCAGAUUUUUUAUGAUGAAUAUUUCAAAUUAAAU
Messenger RNA from Caenorhabditis elegans, 1373 nucleotides. RefSeq names its product mitogen-activated protein kinase kinase (gene sek-6). Gene Ontology annotation, biological process: response to stress; MAPK cascade. The transcript is spliced from 10 exons. NCBI's taxonomy places the organism in Eukaryota, Metazoa, Nematoda, Chromadorea, Rhabditida, Rhabditidae. Gene Ontology annotation, cellular component: cytoplasm. The record is from RefSeq and is marked reviewed. Gene Ontology annotation, molecular function: ATP binding; MAP kinase kinase activity; nucleotide binding. The coding region runs from base 3 to 1082 and encodes 359 amino acids.